GGCCCUUGCAAAGGAAACAAGAAAGAGGAAACAGAAAACACCUGGCUGGAAGUUCUUUCUUACUGCCAAUAUGCAUCUUUAACAGUGCACAGAGAGGUCAGAAAAGCCCCCUUCCCCUCCCCCACUUGGAAAAGAAGAAGCCACAGCUCCAGUGAAAGACAGAAGAGAAGGGACUUGUUAUUUGGUUAUGAAGCCACUAGGGAUAUCAUCACUCAGCUGGAUGUUAAAAUCAUGAUCACUCAAAUCCUGCUGGCUAUUUGAUAUUAACAAAGAGUAAUCCAGAUGGGGUGCAGGUGCUGUAAAAUGAUCAAAAGCUACAUUUUUGAUCCAGAAGAAGCACAGUCAUCUGGAUAUAUCAAUGAAAUAAACAGAUACAAACAAGAUGAGCAAAAUAGCAAUAAAUUCAUAUGCAAACAAAAUAGUGAAAUUCAAGUGCCGAAAACUAAACUGCAAAAUGAUGAUAUUAAGACAAUAGAAAAUAAAAACAAGUUAAAUAGCACAAAAGAUGCCCUCUGGAACCCUGGAGGACCUGCUCUUCAAGAGGAUGGGCUAGGGAACUAUGUUGCAAAUUCUGGUGUUGCUGUCAAUGGUGUCAGUUCCUGUACUGGGGGGGUGCAUCGCAUUCCCAAUUUCAGUACAAACCAAAUGAAAGAAACAAGCACACAUGGAAAUUCCAGCCAGCAAGAAGAGUUGUCUUCAGCCAAUACUACAAGAGACUUCUACACCAAAGGGCUAUCUCAACCAAAUAAGCCUGGCAAAGAACGUAAUCUGGAAACAGGCCAUCAUGGGAAGCCAGCCUGUGUAAAGCCAGACAGUAUUCAAGAUAAGAACUCACAGUCCACAGUAGAAAACAUCUUUCUCACUGAAAGUGCAAUACUGGAGACACAAAAUGAUGCCAUACAAUUAGCAGACAUUGAUUAUGCUCAAAAUAGCAGCCAAACAAGUCAUUAUUAUGAUGUUAAAAAUGGUAUUUUUUUGGACAAAUGUACACAUUCUGAUGAAAGAGCAGAUUCUGUAGGGAUAAAUAAGGAAAAGGACUUAUCUUUGUCUGGACAUGUGAAAGACAGCUCUGCUUCAUUAGACAAAGCUAUGAAAACUGAGUCUGUAAAUGUAUAUUUCCCGGAGGACAUGCCUGAUGGGAUCAUAUCUGUGAGCUUCAUGAGAGCAGGAAGGGAGGCAAAGAACAUUAACUGUGAAGAAGUAAAUGGGGAAAUCGAGGAGGAAGAUGCAGAAGUAGCAGAAGCUCUUGCAGCACUGGAAGCUGCUACUGCAGGGGAAGAUUUUGAAGAAGAUGAUGAGUAUUAAAUGGAGUUUUCUUUUUAACUCACCAAUUUCUUUGUGGAGCUGACUGAAACUGAUGACGUAUUGUAUAAAACAGGGGUUCCCAAACUUUUUGGACCAAUAUACCCACGUCAGCCAUCAGAAUUUUUUUGUGGUCCAUCAUCCACUCUCACCAUGAAACUUCUCAUUGAACCUUCUAAAGGCAGGCAGGGACUGGUGCAAUCUAUGGACUGCUUAUCCUGGGCUCCUGGUUGACCAGGCAUCUGCAGACCACAAUUUGUGAACCACUGAUACAAUGCACAAAUACAGAAGGACCUAGUACUAAAACCCCUAGUCCUUCAACUGUUAAAAUGUGAUCCUUUACCAUCUGACUUAAAACUGACUUUCCUUGACUUCCUGUACCAUUAUGACCCAUAUCCUUCUCUCUGGGCCAGCAACUGAAGUAUAGCUCCACUCAUAUCCACAAAGCCAGCCAGCAUGUUACAUUUCCACCUCACUUUUUUUUUUUGUUUUGGAAAAGGGAGGCAAGUAAUUUUCUUCAGUUUCAACCUUCACAAAACUAUGAAUACCUUAGUUUUCAGGAUCAAAGAAUCCUAUAUCUCAAAGCAAAACUGUAUAAAUAAUGGAAUAUACUCUGUGUCUUGUUUAAAUCACACCAGACUAUAGAGCUGUAUGAUUUUAAUUCAAAUAUAUUUAACUGACCUAGACACACAAUUUUUUCAGAAGGCAUGACCUAUAUUUGCAGGUAUCUAACCCAGCUUGAGACCAUACAAGUUUUACAUGGUUUGGGUUUCGCUGUGAAUCCAUCUAACAGUGAAAUGAAGCAAAGUGAGCUCUAACUCACAAAAGCAUAUGCAUCUCUGAUUUAGUUAGUCUGUCAAGUGCAUUUCUACCCUACCUGCCAUCUCACAGGUUUGCUUACAUUCUAGUCUUACACAUUUUGACUCACCAAGCUUUUGCAAAUGGAUUUUACCUAGUAACCUUGCAAGGGAGGCAAAUCGCAUUUGUAAACAGUGAGGGUCAAAUCUAUCCCUUCUCUAACUCCACUGUACCACUAGACUAGCAUUUCCCAAGUUUUUGAUAUCUGAGGCAUACUUUUUUUCCUGGGUUAAAACUGAUGGCACACUUCAUGCAUACGUCUGCAUACAGGGCUGACGGGCCUGAGGCCCAACCCAGCCACGUGGUGCCAAUGUGGGCAGAGCCCCAUCCAGCCCUGCAAAGCCAGUCCAGUCAGGCCAUUUGUUUGCAGUACACUUCCACCGUUCUCGCAACACACUAGGGUGCCUCAGGGUUCUCCCUUUGAGAAUCACUGCGCUAGACAAAACAGAAAAGGAUCUGACCCUAAGUCAAGUAAACACAACAUCGGAAGAAAACUGUAUGUGUACUUUCCGAUAUGUUUACCCUUCACCUUCCCAACAGCGUGUAAACUUUUGUUAGAUUUCUGGUUGGAAGUCCAGAACAGUGGUUUUCAAUCCUUUUUCAUUUGCAAACCUCUUCAGAAAUUUUGAAUGGAGGUGCAGGCCCUUUUGAAUUCUAAGUGUGGGUAUUCACAUACUUUUGGUUGAUCAUAGUAGUCUUUUGCAAGCCCCUUAGACAUAGUCUGCGGACCCCCAGGGGUCCACAGACCACAGGUUGAAAACUAGUAGCGUAGGAAAUGCAGAAAAUAAGUUUUCCCAUGGCCAAAUGCUAGACUCUGUCAAAUAGUUAAAAUAUAACAUGCUUGAAAUUUUCUACUGAAAAUUUGUGGUUCCUGAAUCAAUUAUAAAGUCCUAAUAAAAUAACUGCUUUCAGCAUACAGAAAAUUUAACUGUUGACUUAUGAACUUCAUUAGUAGUGUGUGAAAGUUACCAACUACUAUAUAUCACCUUCUCCUGUGCAACACACACUAUUUGCCAGCAUUUGGUUGUGUGUCCUUUCCUAGUCAAGUGAGGAACUGAUCCCAGUUCUGUUCCAUCGUAAGUGUGCUGGCUUUAUUCUAAGAAUCACAGUUCUAAACAAGAGAGUUUGUAUUUGACCUAUACUUAGCUCUGUAACCCAGAACUGUCCCACUUCUAACUGACCAGGGGCUACAAGUGCCUUGGCCACAGCUGUGCAGGCUGCAUGCUGUGCCAUAACCCCCACCCCCUAUGGGUGCCCCCCAACUGCACUGCCCCAGUACCCUUGCACCAUGCUGUGCCACAGGGGGCCUUAUCUCCCCAGCAAGUGACCUUCAUGGGCCACACCAACAUCCCCAUGCUGCACAGGGUCCAUGGGUGUCCCAAGUUCCCCUAGCUGUGAGCUCCCUCAGUCCUACAGGCCAUGCCACACCAACCAGGGGCAUGGACAGGCAGUAGGAGCUGGAGCUUGGAGGGGAAGCCCAGAGACUCUGCCCUGGCAACAGGAGAGCAACAAGGGGAAGAGGGAAGAGAGCGGCACCUGGACCUGGGAUACCCAGGGCUGCAGGUUAGCUCCUUAGGGGCUGCAUGUGGCCCACAAGCCACCAGUUAGACAGCCCAGUUUGAACCCAUAAUGAUUGUUUAGUUCCCCCCAAAUACUGGGAAAAAAUAUUUCUGCUUCUUAAAACAUAGGAGAUAUUCUUAAUAAGAGUGAUGUUAAAAGUUUCUAUUUAUAUAAACAUGUAUUUUAAGAAAGCUAAAUGUGACUCAAAUGAAACUGUUAGCUUACGGUAUUUUUAUUUGAAAAUAAAAAAGCUCCUUCUGCUCUAAGAACACAAGUAUCAUAAAGUAUCCAUUCUCUUGGACUCCCCAGUGGUAGCUGUAUUUCACUGAGAUGUGGUUUUUGUACAUAUGCAGUUUAUAAAGUGAAUAUAAAAGCAUCAUGUGAAUAUGAGAUGUUGUGAAAUUAAAAAGUAGCAAUAAAUGACGAUAUUUACUAAAGAAAUGUUAUAUUUACUAAUUGUUUUCAUAUGUAAUGCUAUUGCUAAAAUACUGAAUUUCAGGGAUAAAUUAUUUUUAUAUUACAUACAAACCAGUUACAGUAGAAAAUUGCAUGUAUCUAUCUUUAAAUUGUACAACUAAAUAUCAUUAUGUAAAUAUAAAAUUUGAAUAUU
Alligator mississippiensis (American alligator) is the source of this 4330-nucleotide messenger RNA. RefSeq names its product chromosome 2 C4orf19 homolog (gene PGCKA1). The transcript has 4 exons. The coding region runs from base 283 to 1305 and encodes 340 amino acids. The record is from RefSeq and is a predicted model, not a curated record. NCBI's taxonomy places the organism in Eukaryota, Metazoa, Chordata, Crocodylia, Alligatoridae.